Messenger RNA from Penicillium manginii, 2382 nucleotides. RefSeq names its product putative histone-lysine N-methyltransferase (Ash1). The record is from RefSeq and is a predicted model, not a curated record. The transcript is spliced from 5 exons. NCBI's taxonomy places the organism in Eukaryota, Fungi, Ascomycota, Eurotiomycetes, Eurotiales, Aspergillaceae. Gene Ontology annotation, cellular component: nucleus; chromatin. Gene Ontology annotation, molecular function: protein binding; histone H3K36 methyltransferase activity. Gene Ontology annotation, biological process: regulation of DNA-templated transcription. Bases 1 to 2382 code for a protein of 793 amino acids.
AUGUCGCGCCGAACCUCCCGACUCUCCACGUCCGCGACUCCCGCACUUCCCGACGUCUCAUCUCACGAGACCCCCGAAGACACGAUGAGCCUCGACGUGCCAGAACAACUGCUUACGCCCGAGAACAGUCGUUCGGAGACCUCCAGCAACAAUGAAAACGCGUCCACCGAUGAAAAACUCGCCGGCCGGCGGAGAUCGACACGGGUGGUACGCGCAUCGCUACAAGCGACUGAGUCUCUGGCCAACACCCCAGCCAAGAGCGACGAGCCUAAAACCGCAUCCAGCCAAGCCUAUGUCGACAGUCUGGCAAAAUCGAAGCGUUCCCGUUCCUCAUUGCGCCAUAGCAUCGCCGUGAUGGAGUCAUCUCUCCGUAACGGAACCGCGCUACCAGAUGUUGAUACCCUCGCCAAUGACCAGUCAAUGGUUCCCGACACACCUAUUUCGAACUCCUCGCAAGAACCGGUCUCAGACGAACUGAAUCCCCCGCUUUCACAACGAACUCUACGACACCGUGUCGAAAAGGCGCUAGGCAAAGAUGAGAAGCAAACAAUGGAAACGGAACACAAGAUCGCAUCUCGGGGAUCUAUGAGACGUUCAACCCGGUUGAGCUUGGUAGAAAAAGCGAGCGAUAUCUUGGAGCGAACAAGCAGUGUUCUAGGCAAACGCCAGAGGGGCCAGGCAGACACCAAAAAAGAAGUCAGCCGUCGCGCCAGUCUUCGCCCACGCACCCUCGCACCGGCGAAGGAAGAAACGCCCGCCCCAACAGCCGAAGCACCCCAGCCCAAGAAGCGUCGAGUCUCCGAAAGUGAUGUCUCCAAGCUACAAAAGAAGGAGCCAUCUCCACCGCAAGAAGAGAUUAAACCAGUUACUCCGAAGUAUAAGCCCAAGCGAUGGCUCGCUCACGGAUUGUAUACGGGGCAAGAACCAUCCGACUCGCCUCCCAAACAACGCCAAAGCAAGAAUUCCGCAAAGACAGGCACUGGUCCUCUAAACCGUCGUCUUCUUCCCAUGCCCAUGUUUGCUGACGUUUUUGUUGGCGAUGCCGCAAGUGAGUGGAGAGCUAACAAGAACCUGGAACUGUCAACUUGCAUGUGCGACGAGGACACUGGCUGUGACGAAAAUUGCCAAAAUCGCUAUAUGUUCUACGAGUGUGAUAGUGGUAACUGCAGACUUGGUCCUGAAUGUGGAAACCGUAACUUCGGCGAGCUCAAGCACAGGACGAAGGCGGGUGGCAAGUACAACAUCGGAGUCGAAGUCAUCAAGACAUCUGAUCGCGGAUACGGCGUGCGCAGCAAUCGCUCCUUCGAGCCAAAUCAGAUUAUUGUGGAGUAUACUGGAGAGAUCAUCACGCAGUUUGAGUGCGAACGACGGAUGAGGGCAGUGUAUAAGAACAAUGAGUGCUACUAUCUGAUGUACUUUGAUCAGAACAUGAUCAUCGAUGCUACUCGGGGCUCAAUUGCUCGCUUUGUCAACCAUUCCUGCGAGCCAAACUGCCGCAUGGAGAAGUGGACAGUUGCUGGAAAACCGCGCAUGGCCCUGUUCGCAGGCGAUCGUGGGGUCAUGACGGGGCAAGAAUUGAGCUAUGACUACAACUUCGAUCCAUACUCCAACAAAAAUGUCCAAGAAUGCCGAUGUGGCGCAGACAACUGUCGUGUAGAUGAGAAGACCAAGAACUCGGCAACUCCAAAGAACGUGAAGAACGCGAAAACCACCGGCACCAAGCGCAAGUUGUCUGAAACGACUGGAGCCUCUUCGGCUACGGCAAAGAAGCGCAAGUUGCUCCAACCAAAGUCCAUUAAAUCCAGCUUCAAGAAAGUCAUCAAGAAAGCGACAACCGCUCGCGCAAAGGCUACAACCAAGAAGUCAGUGACUGCCUCCAAGGCGACCAAGAACGAUUCGUCGGCCAAGAAGAAGAGCGUUAAGCUUCCGACUGUCAAGUCGGCAUCAAGAGUCAAGGCCACUGUGAAGGCUUCACAGAAGAAGACUGAGAAGGCGAUGCCCAAAUCGCCGGCGAAGAGUACUUCUCAGCUCAAGCGACCAUCUGCCGCGACAAAGAAGAAGAUUCUUGCUGCUGCCGACGGUUCAUCUCCUCGAGCUACCAAAUCCAAGGUCAGGAAGGACAAGACUGGGAUUAAGAGAGGCCCUUAUAAGAAGACUCUCUUGAGAAGACUGGCUCUCGCCAACCAGACCUCCGUAGAGAGCGCUGCGAAAACAAACAACACUACCGUUAAGAGCCCAGCGAAGGCUAAGAGCUCGGCAAAGGCUAAGGGCCCCGGCAAAGCUCAGAGUCCUGCCAAAGCCAAGGGGCUAACCAGCAGCAUGAAGCAAGCAGCCAAGAACGUCGUUCGCACCGUGAAGGGUGCAAAGCGAUCAGCACAAUGA